GUGACUUCUUCCACAAUGGAGAACUACCAGAGGAUCGAGAAGCUCGGAGAAGGCACUUAUGGCGUCGUCUACAAAGCGCGCGAACUGAAUCAUCCGAACCGAAUCGUCGCACUGAAAAAGAUCCGCCUCGAAGAUACAGACGAGGGCGUUCCCAGCACCGCCAUCCGCGAAAUCUCCCUGCUAAAGGAAAUGCAAGAUCCCAGCGUCGUCCGCCUGCACAACAUCGUCUACGCCGAAAGUGACAAUCUCUACCUCGUUAUGGAAUUCGUCGACCUCGAUCUGAAGAAAUACAUGGACGCUCUGCCUGUUAGUGACGGUGGACGCGGCAAGCCUUUGCCAGAUGGGUUCUCGAAGGGCGGUGCUACGAUCGGUCUGGAUGAAACGAUUGUUAAGAAGUUUAUGGCUCAUUUGUGCGAGGGACUGCGCUAUUGUCAUAGUCACCGGAUUAUUCAUCGCGAUCUGAAGCCCCAGAAUUUGCUUAUUGAUCGUGAGGGGAACUUGAAAUUGGCCGAUUUUGGUCUGGCUAGGGCCUUUGGUGUGCCGCUGAGGACGUAUACCCACGAGGUCGUCACUUUGUGGUAUCGCUCACCAGAAAUCCUGCUCGGUGCCCGGCAAUACUCCACCGGUGUUGACAUGUGGUCUGUCGGUGCUAUUUUUGCAGAGAUGUGCACCCGUAAACCUCUUUUCCCCGGUGAUUCCGAGAUUGACGAGAUCUUCAAGAUUUUCCGCGUUCUCGGCACCCCCAGUGAAGAAGAAUGGCCCGGAGUCACCUCUCUGCCUGACUACAAGGCAACAUUCCCGAAAUGGCAACGUCCAAACAAAGAGAUCGUGCCGACUUUGGAGGACAGUGGCUGCGAUCUUCUCGAGGCCCUGCUGCAGUAUGAUCCCGCACAACGGCUCUCAGCCAAGAAAGCCUGUGUACACCCCUACUUCCGUCAUGGAAGCUCCUAUUACUCAGGACGCAAUGCAUCAUAG
Messenger RNA from Penicillium waksmanii, 975 nucleotides. RefSeq names its product cyclin-dependent kinase. The transcript has 4 exons. The record is from RefSeq and is a predicted model, not a curated record. The annotation marks the transcript as partial. Lineage: Eukaryota; Fungi; Ascomycota; Eurotiomycetes; Eurotiales; Aspergillaceae. Gene Ontology annotation, biological process: G1/S transition of mitotic cell cycle; signal transduction; regulation of gene expression. Gene Ontology annotation, cellular component: cyclin-dependent protein kinase holoenzyme complex; cytoplasm; nucleus. Gene Ontology annotation, molecular function: cyclin binding; ATP binding; cyclin-dependent protein serine/threonine kinase activity.